GCUGCCCGCUGUGCGUGCUGUGCGCCGUACACUCACUCACACAACCCGCGACAGCAGUGCUCUCGCAGCUCGAGCUGGCGCGCAAGUAGAGACAUGCCACUGGCCAAUGCCACAGCCACCACUACUGUGAUAUCGCGGAAUGUGGAGGCAGAGCUGGGCGCACCUGGUGUUGCUGAGGCCGGGGGACGAGACGGGAUGCUGGGGGGGAACGUAAUAGAGAGGUCGCCACGAGAAGCAGCGGGCGCGGCUUGGUCGGGCACCCGUCCGCUUUCGGAGCAGCUACCGACCUAUCCGGCUACUUGUUUUCUGGUUGCUGUGCUCGUGACGGUUUUCCUUGUGAUGUGGAGGAGGCGUGUGUCGGCGGCCUCGAUGGGGUCGAGCUACCGGAACCUCUUGGUGCGGCAAGAGUGGUGGCGGGUGGUGACGGCCGCCGUCGCCCACAGCGGGCUGCUGCACCUCGCGUUCAACAUCACAUCCCUCUGGUCCUGCAGGAGGAUUGAGGCGGAGCUUGGCUCUUGGGGUUACCUGUUGGCUUCAGCACACUUCGUUGUCCUCGCUGAGGUGUUCGAGAAGAUGUUCAUGCACGCCCUGCUUAGAACCGGCCGCGUUGUCGAUGAGAUUUCGUGCGGAUAUUCCGGGGUCGUCUUCGCGUGGAUAGUCGUUCUCUCGUUGAGGCCAGACACGCCGGCGCCAGACAUCGGGGGGUUCGUGUUCAGCGGUUUCGCGAGCGUCGUCGUGAACUUGGUGGUUGUCCGAAUUCUGAUACGCCAAUCAAGUUUCGUCGGGCACUUGGCGGGGGUGUGGGCGGGACUGCUGUUCUCCACCGGGGCGCUAGACUUCGCCAGGCAAGACCGUUACUGGAGCUUGGGCCUAGCCGCCUGGGCACUCGCGGUGCUUCUCGGCAGCCUCAAAGCGACAACGACAAUCCCGAUACCGCUCAUCGACUACGUCGACCUGUCAGGGCGGAAUGAUCUGGGCGUUGGUGUUGCCCCACUGGACUGGAGCAAUCGAGAAUGGUUGGAAGACUGGGCGGCGGCAAACGCUUGACUGCUGUUGGCAGUGGACGGCGCAUUUUCGUCGCACCAUGCAGCACCAACAUUUCACGUCUUUGGCGUCCCUUGGUAUUGUUCGUCGUAAGAGUCCAAUACUUCAGGGGUAUUGGUUGACAUUGUCGGUUGUGCACAGGCGCCCGCGCGCCUUGCUUCUGGGAAAAGCAUAACCUCUCUACAUCUUCCUUCUGAUGAAGGUCGGAGCUGUUCAUAUGUACGUGGAGUCUACAUGAUCGACACACACAUGCCGCCGGCAAUGUCUCUAGAUAUUCUCCGAUCUGUUCGGAUUUGGUGUUGUUGGGUUCGCUUGUAGGUGUUCAUGCACGUCGUUAUCGGUUGGGUUCGCUUUCGGGAGGGAGAGUUGACGACGACGACGACGACUGCCACCCCAACGUCGGCAAUGCUUGGCUUGGCUUUGGCUGCUUCUACCGUGUGAUCGAUUGCGUCGUUUGGCACAGUUCUUGCGUGUGGGAGAAGGUUGGGACGUAGAGCGAAGGGAAAAUCGGCGAACGGACGCAAAGCCUCGACCUGUGGCCGCUUUCGUUUGUGUUUUCAAGUGUUCUUUUGUCGUUUGGGUGUGUGCCUCUCGGGCGGGUGGGAGAUAGCGCAAGAUUUUGUCGCCCUCGAGUCUCUCGCUUCCGUUACUGGCUGUGGAAAGCGCUUUUCGUGUGGAAACUUUGAGAGGGAAGACAGCGGUGUGCUGCACUCUUCUCGGAUUCACAAACCAAACGCAACCGCCGCAGGAGGGGUUGGGUAGGGGGACUCACUUUGUCUUAUGUGUGACCAUGGGUUUGAGCUCCUACAACCGGCAGAAAAAUACGGUGAGCGCUUAGUGAAACCGAGUUAUGAAAGAAAACAAGAAAAUAAGUACCCUCGUGUGUCUGUGGCGCUUGUUUUCGUUGGUGCAAGCACCAACGGCCGAGAGGGAGGUGUGAAGGGAAAGAAAAUACGCAGCAGUAUCCGCCAUUCAUCAAGCCCGGGGUAGGAUCUGUUACAAUAGCUAUCCGGGGCUAAGGAGGCAUUGUUUGCUGCGUGGGGUGGAACGCGGAGCAACGUGUGGCGGACGCAAUCAAACGGGAGAAAACUCCUACACACUUGCGUGAGAGUAAUCGGUGCGCGAGACCCUUGUCACCAAGAAGGGAUGGACAUACAGUUAUGGCUCCCAUAAA
This is a messenger RNA of Ectocarpus sp. CCAP 1310/34, 2218 nucleotides long. Lineage: Eukaryota; Phaeophyceae; Ectocarpales; Ectocarpaceae. The record is from the annotation of a GenBank genome assembly.